CAGGAGCCGGAGCGCCGGAGGUCUCAUCUCCAGCAGAUGGCUGUAUCCCAGCACCAUCAUAGCUGUGUCUUGGACAAGUUCUCUCCUAUGUACCACCUAGCGGGAGUAAAGCACACCCUGUACCACCCACGGCUGCCUACCCUGCGCAGGAUGGAGAUGGACAGCAUGGCCCACAAGCUAAGUGAUGAGCACUCAAGGAGCAGCACGUCCUGCGACCACAGAACCUUCCGGAACGCCAGGAGCACCAUGUAUGAUGCAGAGAAGCAUCUUCUACCAUCUCUGGAAAUCACAGACACAGGGAGGCGGCUGACGCAGCAACAUGCAAACUAUAACAUGGCGGCACAACUCCCGGGACAGCGCGAAGAGAAAGACACAACCGGUAUGAAAAACGGAAAACACGGCCCCAGAAGUGCCACAGCCUCCGGGGAUCUUGGACUGGCAGAUCUAAGGAGAAUGGAUUUGGGGUUUAGUGGCUAUGCUGUGCGGUUCCUGUCCCCUAAUGUCACUCAUUCCUGGAGGUUCUGCCUAGAGCACAACCCGGGUCUGGAUGAAUAUGGACAAAAGCCAGUUCCUGUGGAGACCAUGAACACUUUUCGCACAUUCGGCCGUUCAUACAGAUGAGACCAGCAGCCCCCGACGUCCACGUUCCCUGGAAGGAAGCACACGGAGGAUUUACAUCUAUAUCCGGAAGCAGCAGCACCGAUCCAAUUAUCUACACGCAUCACAUGUUGGGUGCCAUGUUGUGCUACAUGUAUGUCCCCACUUUUGUGGCAGGUCGAUGGUGGAGCGGUAAGAAUCCAUAGACCUCUCUGCAUAUCCCAAAGGACAGCACUGUGCUGCACAUGACUGAGCACCAAGAUGGCAGACAUACAGAGGGGGCAAUGGGUUAA
Molecule: messenger RNA, 890 nt
Organism: Bufo gargarizans (Asiatic toad)
Lineage: Eukaryota; Metazoa; Chordata; Amphibia; Anura; Bufonidae
Gene: SPMIP8
Product: testis, prostate and placenta expressed
Exons: 7
Coding region: 37-621 (194 amino acids)
Source: RefSeq, a predicted model, not a curated record